Molecule: messenger RNA, 3726 nt
Organism: Schistosoma haematobium
Lineage: Eukaryota; Metazoa; Platyhelminthes; Trematoda; Strigeidida; Schistosomatidae
Gene: CUL3
Product: Cullin-3
Exons: 5
Coding region: 45-2489 (814 amino acids)
Biological process (GO): ubiquitin-dependent protein catabolic process; protein ubiquitination
Cellular component (GO): Cul3-RING ubiquitin ligase complex
Molecular function (GO): ubiquitin protein ligase binding
Source: RefSeq, a predicted model, not a curated record
CUUACGGUCUCAGACGUUGGUGUGUUACCAAUUCAAAACCUGAUAUGUCUACAGGCAGCAGUACUCGUCGAACUGAAGUGACAAACGCCAAAGUACGAAUCAAAGCUUUUCCUCCUUCGAUAGAUGAGAGAUAUGCCAAUCAGUUAUGGGAUCAGAUUAAAAGUGCGAUAAUCGAGAUUCAAAAGAAAAACAACAGUUGUUUAAGCUUUGAAGAACUCUACCGCAAUGCGUACACUUUGAUAUUACAAAAACAUGGUGAACGUUUGUAUGCGGGGACAGAGGCUGUUGUACGUGAACAUAUGAUCAAGAUCCGCGAUAGUAUUGUUGAAAAUCUAAAUAAUAAGUUUUUAACUUACCUUAACUCAUGUUGGAAAGAUCACCAAACUGCUAUGGGAAUGAUUCGUGAUAUUCUUAUGUACAUGGAUCGUGUCUACGUCGGCCCCCAUAACCUGGAUGGAGUUUAUAAGAUGGGAAUGACUGUUUUCUGCGAUCUCGUCGUACGUUAUCCAAUUAUUAGAGAGCACUUGCAGAAAACUCUGUUGGAUAUGGUGCGCAGGGAACGCCGGGGUGAAGUAAUAUCCCGUUCGCAGAUUCGCGAUGCCUGUCAGAUGUUUGUGCAGUUGGGGGCCGGAUCAUUACGUGUUUACCUUGAAGAUUUUGAACAGCCAUUUUUGGAGCAGUCAAGAGAAUUUUACCGCACAGAAAGUGAAAAUUUUCUUUCUGAGAAUACUUCUGCUUCCCUGUAUAUUAAAAAAGUCGAACAAAGAAUCGAGGAGGAAGUUCGAAGAGCACAUCAUCAUCUUGAUCCAUCCACGGAACCCAAAAUCGUCGUCGUAUUAGAAGAGGAGCUUAUAAGUCGACACAUGGAAACUAUUGUCGGUAUGGAAGAUUCAGGAUUAACGUACAUGUUAACUCAUGAUCACUUCAGUGAUAUCGCUGCUAUGUAUAGCGUUUUAAGUAGGGUUGAAGAAGGACCAAAAAUAAUGAGUAACUACAUUAGCCUGUACUUAAGAGAGCAAGGAAGAAAUACUGUACGUGAUACUGGGUCAUCAACACCCCAACAGCACAUUCAAGAUUUGCUUCAAUUACGCGAUCGCGCUAAUGAAUUACUAACGAGAGCACUUAAUAAUCAGACAAUAUUUCGUAAUCAAAUUAAUUCUGAUUUUGAGUACUUUGUCAAUUUAAAUCCUCGUUCUCCCGAAUUUCUGUCAUUAUUUAUUGAUGAGAAACUAAAACGUGGCACCAAAGGUAUGGCAGACCAAGAUGUAGACGCCAUUUUCGACAAGUGUAUUGUAUUAUUCCGAUAUUUACAGGAAAAGGAUCUAUUUGAAGGUUAUUACAAGAAGCAUCUUGCAAAAAGGCUGUUAUUAAGUAAAAGUCAGUCAGAUGAUCAAGAAAAGAUUAUGAUAUCCAAGCUUAUGGCCGAAUGUGGUGCUGUAUACACAAGUAAACUAGAAGGAAUGUUUAAAGAUAUGGCAGUGUCUAAAACCCUCAUGGAUGAAUUCAAUGUAGUACUAUCUAAUGGUAAUCGCAAUCUUAACCUAGAUCUGUACGUUCGUGUACUAACUACUGGUCUUUGGCCAACUCAAGUAACUAAUUCGAAUGAAGCGUUACCAGAAGAAGCUGAUACAGCGUUUAAAGUUUAUAAAAACUUUUAUUUAAGCAAGCAUAACGGUCGGAAAAUCAACCUGCAGACAAACAUGGGGUACGCAGAAUUGUCUGCUGUAUUUUAUGGUCGUCCUAAUGCAGAUAUCAAUACACCUCAGAUCUCUUCUGUUACUGAUUCUCAUACUCACAGUUUCCUUAUUCAUGGCUCCAGUUCUGCGUCUUCGAAUCAAACAAGUCAAAGUAGUCAACAGACGCCAAUCAGUGGAUUACCAGGAAGCCCAGGAGCUCCAAAGACACUUGAUCCUCCCAACUCAAUUAGUACUUCUAGUCGGUUGAAUGUACGGAAAUAUUUCUUACAGGUCUCCACAUAUCAAAUGAUUAUAUUAAUGAAAUUCAAUCGACGAAAUCGUUAUAGUUUUAUUGAAUUAGCGAGUGAAACAAAUAUUCCUGAACGUGAAUUAAAACGUAGUCUUAUGGCUUUAGCAUUAGGUCGUUGUAGUCAACGAAUUUUAUGCAAAGAACCUAAAACACGUGAUAUAGAGUCAACUGAUAUAUUCUAUGUCAAUGAUUCAUUUGUUUCGAAACAUAUUAAAGUUCGGGUUCAAAGUAUCACUGUUAAAGAAAGCGAACCAGAACGUCAGGAAACGCGGACAAAAGUAGAUGAAAAUCGACGUUAUGUGAUUGAGGCAACAAUUGUGAGAGUCAUGAAAGCUCGUAAAACUUUAAGUCAUGGACAACUUGUUGUUGAAGUUAUCGAACAAUUAAAAUCGCGCUUUGUACCUACCCCCCUAAUGAUUAAACAACGUAUUGAAUCGCUUAUUGAACGAGAAUUUCUUGCUCGAUUAGAAGAUGAUCGUCGAGUUUAUAAGUACUUGGCCUAAUCUCAUUUUGUAAACCAAAUCUAAAUACAACCUGUAUCUUUCAAGUCCCAUCCUACCAUUCCUUGCGUCUAUUCUCUCCGCUGUCAAAAAUUUUCAAAUUACUCCUAUGAUGUGUUGCAAGAUGAUGAGCUUUAAAUAAUGAUCAGAAUAAAUCUGAUUGCUCAUUAUCAAUUAAUUGAAUAAAUCAAAUCAUUGUUCUCAAUUUACUACUACAAACCUAGUCUUCAUCAACUUACUACAGUUAAGUUAUCUAUGACUUUUUGUUUCCUUUGCAAAUCUCAUGCUUCCAUUUCAGUUUUUUUAUUAAACUACUAACCUUACCUACAUAAAUUAUAUAUGAUUCGUUAUUUUGUUUAUGUACAUAUUAUAAUUGCCUCACUCUUUUAAGUUUAUGCAUUCUAAAAUUGAUUCAUUUUAUCCUCAUUCAUAACUUUUGGAAAAUGUGGAAUCAAUGUUAAUUACUCAUUUCUUUGUUUCUUUCUCCAUUCAAAUGUGCAGUUACCCACAGUACUAACUUAUAUCAUUUGGCUAAAAGCAUCUCCCUUGUUACAGUAAAUAAUACGAUUAUUAAUGCGACGGGCAACUUCACAUAUUUCGGUGAGUAAAUGAACUUACUUCUGAACAAGGAAUGAAGCAAUCGGCUGUGUCAAACAAUAUGUCUAAUUACUUCUUCAAUCUUAUGUAGUUUGUAUUAACUGUACACAUUUUGAGCAGUUUAAAUCUGCCAUGCAAUGAAUGCUUUUAUUUAUGGUGGAGUAUUUCUCCUUUUUGAGUUUUAGUCCUACACAAAGCCCUGUCCACAUUAUUUUUUGUGUAAGCUACAUAUAUGUAUCCACUCAAGUAAGGCGUAUUUUCUCGCCAAGGUUAACUUUUCUCUCAAGGUUUUAUUUUCGUAUGUUUACUUUCUCUAGGUGUUGCUUUAAAUUGUAGCACAUAGUUUUGUGCAGUAUAUUCAAGGUUUGACUUUAAAACUACUAUGAAUUCAGUGCUAUCCGUUAGCUUGUUUUCUGUAUCAAUUGAUAUCUUGAAUCAAUCAGUUUAUCAGGGUGCACUGUACACUGUCUGCUAUUUAUCAAUGUUCUGAUGGUUGGUCAAAAUGAUACUAAUUUAUUUUCACUUAUUUUCUAAAUACGAGGUAAUUUUACCAUAAUUGUUGACCUCAUAAACAACUCGGUCGCGUGAGCAUUUAAAAGUGCUAUGAGUUCGCAAUUAAAUUAAAGUAACAGCUAAGUCUAUA